Annulohypoxylon truncatum is the source of this 489-nucleotide messenger RNA. RefSeq lists its product as uncharacterized. Bases 1 to 489 code for a protein of 162 amino acids. The transcript is spliced from 5 exons. The record is from RefSeq and is a predicted model, not a curated record. NCBI's taxonomy places the organism in Eukaryota, Fungi, Ascomycota, Sordariomycetes, Xylariales, Hypoxylaceae.
AUGAAGGUCCUUGCUACAGCACUCCUCUUGCUUCCGUGGGCAAUCGACGGAAAGGUCUCUCCGUAUGUUCUGGAAGAUGGAGUUGCGUAUUGGGAUGCUACCGGCAAUGAGACAAGCAAAACUUUCUGUUUGCCAUACCAAAACAACUGCGAUGUCAAAUAUACCUAUCAGCUUGACCUCAACCACUGCUUCAUAAACACAGGCGGAUUCAUCUAUCCUGACAAGGAAGGGAAAUUUGGCUGCAGAAACUGCAAAGAUGGAGCCGCAUGGGGAUCGUUUGAGUGUGACUGCGAUAUCUGGGCUUCCGGCACCAGGAAGUCUGUUGGUUUCCUAGACUCACGCGCGUCGGCUAUGUCUCCGAUCGAGUGGGGCUAUGACAAUAAAAGCCAUGCGAUGGUCCCUAAAUGUUUUGAUCAAUUCGCUACUUUGGAUGAUGUUGCGGAUGACAUGAACGGCGAUGGAAUAGUGUACUUUGGCAUUGUCCAGUAG